CCAAUGGGAAGUACAAUUAAAACUACGCAACUAGUCAUCCUUUCUUAAUUCCCCUUCUCAUCUCAUUCCCGCAAUUGUGAUCGAGAUUAAUAAAACGAAAAUAGCCGAAGUCAGUCUUGUGUUCAAUUUGCUCGAUGGAUUUUAUGAAUUCCAUCAACGCAUACUAUCGCUAUAUUGUGUACAUACUUCUUUCCAUAGUGUUAUUAUAUAUUCUCUUGUUAACCUCUUCUCCUAAGAGCAACAAUUUUGAUUUAUAUCCUACUCAACCUUCAAAAACUUUUAACAUGAAAAUGUACGGAGAUGAGCUUGAAGAAGCAUUGGCUAGAGCAUCAACGGAGGACAAGACUGUAAUCAUCGCGAUUCUAAACAAAGCCUAUGUGGAGGGGGAUAAGCCGAUGUUAGAUAUUUUCCUGGAUGGUUUCUGGCUCGGAGAAGGUACCGAGGAUUUAAUCAAACAUCUUUUGAUCGUGGCGAUGGAUCAAAUGUCUUACAGAAGGUGCAAGUUCCUCCAUCUUCAUUGUUACAAACUCCAAACAGACGGUGUGGAUUUUGUCGGAGAGAAACUCUAUAUGUCAAAAGACUUUAUAAAGAUGAUGUGGCAAAGAACCCAGUUCUUAGGAGAUGUUCUAAAACGUGGUUAUAGCUUCAUCUUCACGGACGCUGAUGUGUUAUGGCUCAGAAAUCCAUUCCCAAAUUUGAGCCACAACAAAUCCAUAGACUUGCAAAUUAGCACAGAUAAUUUCAACGGCGACCAAUGGUCCGAGGCCAAUCCAAUUAACACGGGCUUCUACAUGAUCAGAUCAAACAGCAAAACUAUCGCUUUGUUUGAUAAUUGGUACGCGAAGAAAGACAAUUCCACCGGAUUAAAAGAACAAGAUGUUCUGCAGAACCUAAUACGUGAAGGAAUAUUACGAAAUUUAGGCCUUAAAUUGAGAUUCUUGGACACUAUUUAUUUUAGCGGAUUUUGUCAAAAUAGCAAGGAUGUUAAGGUUGUUUUUACUGUUCAUUCCAAUUGUUGUAGAAGAAUUAGUGCCAAAAUGGCUGAUUUAACAACAGUCAUUCAUGAUUGGAAGAGGUUUAUGAGCGCCACCACGAAUGAGACGUUGAGUUUUCAGUGGACGCCCCAUGAUAACUGUCGGAAUUCUUGGCAAAAUUGAUGAUAUUGUAUGAUCAUAUCUUAUGUUGAGAAACAUAACAGUUAUAUGGUUACAAUUUUUUUUUCUUUCAAAUCAUUCUUGUGGAUUUGUAG
Solanum dulcamara is the source of this 1249-nucleotide messenger RNA. RefSeq lists its product as uncharacterized. NCBI's taxonomy places the organism in Eukaryota, Viridiplantae, Streptophyta, Magnoliopsida, Solanales, Solanaceae. The transcript has 3 exons. The coding region runs from base 135 to 1157 and encodes 340 amino acids. The record is from RefSeq and is a predicted model, not a curated record.